Molecule: messenger RNA, 6216 nt
Organism: Myodes glareolus (Bank vole)
Lineage: Eukaryota; Metazoa; Chordata; Mammalia; Rodentia; Cricetidae
Gene: Xkr4
Product: XK related 4
Biological process (GO): apoptotic process involved in development; phosphatidylserine exposure on apoptotic cell surface; engulfment of apoptotic cell
Cellular component (GO): plasma membrane
Source: RefSeq, a predicted model, not a curated record
GGCGGCCCGGGCAGCGGGGCGGGCUCGGCGGCGCUGUGCCUGCGCCUGGGAAGGGAGCAGCGGCGCUACUCGCUGUGGGACUGCCUCUGGAUCCUGGCCGCCGUGGCCGUGUACUUCGCGGACGUGGGAACGGACAUCUGGCUCGCCGUGGACUACUACCUGCGUGGCCAGCGCUGGUGGUUUGGGCUCACGCUCUUCUUCGUGGUGCUGGGCUCGCUCUCUGUGCAAGUGUUCAGCUUCCGCUGGUUUGUGCACGAUUUCAGCACCGAGGACAGCGCUACGGCCAUGGCCUCCAGCUACCAGCAGCCUGGACCAGAUUGCAAGACAGUGGUCAGCGGUGGGUCUGCAGUUGGGGAAGGCGAGGCUCGCCCUUCUACGCCGCAGAGGCAAGCAUCCAACGCCAGCAAGAGCAACAUCGCCGCCACCAACAGCGGUAGCAUCAGCAACGAGGCCACCCGGACCAGCAGCAAGCACAGGUCUGCGUCCUGUUCCUUCUGCAUCUGGCUUCUGCAGUCCCUCAUCCACAUCUUGCAGCUCGGGCAAGUCUGGAGGUAUUUGCACACGAUCUACUUGGGUAUUCGGAGUCGGCAGAGCGGGGAGAGCGGCAGGUGGCGGUUCUACUGGAGAAUGGUAUACGAGUAUGCUGAUGUGAGCAUGCUGCACCUGCUCGCCACCUUUCUGGAAAGCGCUCCACAGUUGGUCCUGCAGCUCUGCAUCAUCGUACAGACUCACAGCUUACAGGCCCUCCAAGGUUUCACAGCGGCAGCCUCCCUUGUGUCGUUGGCGUGGGCCCUAGCCUCCUACCAGAAGGCUCUCCGGGACUCCCGGGAUGACAAAAAGCCCAUCAGCUACAUGGCCGUCAUCAUCCAGUUCUGCUGGCACUUCUUCACCAUCGCAGCCCGGGUCAUCACGUUCGCCCUCUUCGCCUCAGUGUUCCAGCUCUACUUUGGCAUAUUCAUCGUUCUCCACUGGUGCAUCAUGACCUUCUGGAUUGUCCACUGUGAGACGGAGUUCUGCAUCACCAAAUGGGAAGAGAUUGUGUUUGACAUGGUCGUGGGCAUCAUCUACAUCUUCAGUUGGUUCAAUGUCAAGGAAGGCAGGACACGCUGCAGGCUGUUCAUUUACUAUUUUGUAAUCCUUUUGGAAAACACAGCCUUGAGCGCCCUCUGGUACCUCUACAAAGCUCCCCAGAUUGCGGAUGCCUUUGCCAUCCCGGCACUGUGCGUGGUUUUCAGCAGCUUUUUAACAGGCGUUGUUUUUAUGCUGAUGUACUAUGCCUUCUUCCAUCCCAAUGGGCCCAGAUUUGGGCAGUCACCAAGUUGUGCUUGUGACGACCCUGCUACUGCCUUCUCUCUGCCUCCGGAAGUGGCCACAAGCACAUUACGGUCCAUCUCCAACAACCGCAGUGUUGCUGGUGACCGCGACCAGAAAUUUUCAGAGCGGGAUGGAUGCGUUCCCGUGUUUCAGGUGAGACCAACGGCACCGCCCACCCCGUCAUCUCGACCGCCACGGAUUGAAGAAUCAGUCAUUAAAAUUGACCUGUUCAGGAACAGGUACCCAGCGUGGGAGAGACACGUGUUGGACCGGAGCCUGAGAAAGGCCAUUUUAGCAUUUGAAUGUUCCCCCUCUCCUCCAAGGCUGCAGUACAAGGACGAUGCCCUUAUUCAGGAGAGGCUGGAGUAUGAAACCACUUUAUAAAGCGGAAGAAGCCACAAGGUCCCCAUGAAGAGAUGACAGCAGGGCUGUGGCAAAAGUGACCCUUCAUCAAAGAGUAGGGCAACGAGCUAUGUGUUCUUAGUCCAAACAUUGUCAUGGUAUGGUUUGAUCUUCCAUUAGCUGACUGCCUGUUGCUGGUGUCCCAUUCAAGCCAGCAGUGCUGAGAGUCUCUUACUCCACCUAAAGGGGCAAUGCCAGCCUAAUAUGACUGUUGUUACCAAAUUCCUCCAGCACAGGCUUGGAGCACAUUCACCGGAGGGUACCAUUAUUAUGAAAAAUAUGUUGCCUCUAAUCAUUAAGGUAUUUUGAUGGAGUUUACUGAUUUUGCAUAAAUAUGUUCAUAUGUACACACACACACACCCCUCCACCACCACCACUAUGACCACCAGCACCAUCAGCGCUCUAUCAAGAGUUGAAGUGAAGCUGGAGAAAUGGCACAGUAGUUAAGAGCACUGACUGCUCUUCCAAAGGAGCCGGGUUUGGUUCUCAGCACCCACUUGGUGGCUCAUAACCGCCUGCAACUCCAGCUCCAGGAGCUCCCAUGCCCGUUGUUGGCCUCCUCUGGCACUGCACACACAUGGUGAGCCGACAUAUCUAUAUGCAGGCAAAAUACCCAGACACGUAAAAUCAAAUUAAAAAUCUCAAAAAAGAGCUUAGGUGAUCUCCUUGAUGCAAAGUUCACAACAGACUCUGGGAAGGAAGCAAUAGUGCUUAGAAAGAUUUCAUAAACCACUUUCUCAUUGGAAGCCAGUAGCAUAUGUGGCAAAACCUGUGCAGGGGGUGGCAAACUCAAGUGUUUACACAUAUACUAGCAUUGAUCGAAUGGUUCUCUUUCUACACAUUUCAGGAUUUGUUUCUUACUCUAGGUUUUUCAGUGGAGGGUAUCUUUUAUGACAGAAAUCCUAUGCAGCCCGUGUAUGGCUUUGAAUGAGACCAAGUAGCUCAAAUCCAUGAUGGAAAUUAAAUUAUAGUCGUGAUUCAGUAUUCAAUUGCAAAAAUACAGUUUAUACACAAAGAGCUGUUGGGGGAGGGGCAGAAGGAGAGUCAGAUUCUCAGGUGUGUGCAGUUGGUAUCAGAAUGCACCCACAGAGCCACAGGACAGGGAGGGCUGUUUCCAGGUACAGGGUGGGCAUGGUGAGCUGGCGUGAUUCUGGAAACCACACGCCACAUCCUCCUAGUGUCAAAUUUUGCCCAGUCCUCAGAACUGAUACGGAAUCCCCCAAAACAGAGAAUAGGUGGCACCCCAAAGCAGACAAGAGAAGAACAAUCAGGUUGUCCACUCUGUACAGACUUACCCUCUCCCACCCAAGAUCAAAGUGAUGCGUCUGCUCCAGACUUUGGGAAACCUUUUAGCAAGGGUGGGCACACAGAUGCAGUGUGGAUGCUAUAAGGAACCAGCCUGGACUGCUUGAGGGCGUACCACUCCAUCAGCUAAGAUGUGUACUCAAAUCAUCUGUAAAGUCUCGCUCUGACCACAAGCUUCUGAGUUUUAAAUACCUCCGUCCAGCAAGUAAACAUUCCCGCUUUCUGUUUUCAGUGUCCUUGGUCAUGGUGCUUUCGUUGCAUUAAAAGUGCCGGUCAAACUUUGAUAGUAUUUUUUUAUAGUUGGUGCAGAGUGGAAUAACUCAUGGAUUAUUUCAAUAUUUUUGUAAUAAAACUAUAGGGUGUACAUAUAGGCAUUGUUGCUUUUUUUUAUAGACUUGGAAUUAUUUAAAAAAUACAUUAAAUGUCAUAUUCACUUGGGAUGUCAGAAUCCAGUCUACAGAUCCAUCAGCCUGCCUCAGCAGAUUGAAAACACGUGGCCCUGGAGAGAUCACCUUCCUUUUUGCAAUUUGACGGCCCAGGAAUCUGACCGGGGUGCUAUCAGAGCAUCAAGUAGAGGGAAGUGGCCUAUUUAGAAAGGGCUUGUGAAGACUGAUCAGUGUUUCCCAGGAAAUCAAAGAUGGAAGUGAUUUCUUUCAUCCAUCCAUUAGAACAAUCUGACCACAGUGGAAGAUGUCUUAAACUUCCUUCCCUGGUUUUAUACUAACCCAACUGAUAUAUUAAAGAUUAGUCAAGUCAUUAAAAAUAAAAAAGGAAGAAAGUCAGUUUCAUUUAACUAUUCACUUAAAAUAGUCAAGAUCUAGAGCCACCACUCAUAAUGAAUGAGUCAUCCAUAGACUGUGGUCCCCAAAGUAACAUCCACAGGAAGGGACUGAGGGCUCGAGCAAUUUUUUUAAGACAGACAAUUUUUAUCAGACAAAUUUCCUAAUACGCAAUGAUUUGACCCUUCAAGCAAGAUUUCCAUGACAAUUCACUAAUCUUUUGAUGGAAUGAAGAAAAUUCCCUUGCUGCCAGUAAAGCUUCAAGGAGGACCCUCAUCUUCUAGGCAAAUGGUGGACAUAUCCCGUUCCAAUGUAGAAGGAAAUCACGCUUAUUUGGGCAGUACUCCGCUGGUGUGCAGAACCAUGCGCUAUCAACUCCAUUUGUUCCAAGACGACUUUUCACUUUUUUGAUGAGCUUUGAAGUCUGUCUUUCCCGAGGGAUCUACAGCUCUGAGUCUGUGAAUGAACAACCAUUAACGUCACAAUAGUGUCCAGCCAAACAAGCCAAUGGGAGCACCCACUCUUGGAUCACAAACACCUUGGAACUUGUCAAGUUUUACUGGAGAUGAAUUGCAGUUCAUUAAUCCAACAGACACUUAAACCUUGGAAAUUCUUGACUUGUAAUAUUGUAAUCAAGCUACUAGGAGAGAACACAAAUCAGCAGACGGCAAAGGCGCACUUGCUCAGUGCUGUGCCCUGACGUGUCCACGCCUGAAGAGAGGGACCUCUGAGAAGCAGAGCUGAGAAAAUCGUGCUACCUGGUCUCUCACCACAAAUACUGUCUGUGUCCGUGGUAUCCAUCCUCUUUCUUUACCUUUUCUAGUAAGAACUGCUUUUGAAAAAUAAGCCAAGGAAUUCCUGGGGGCUUGGAUAGCUCAGAGAGAUGGGUAUGGGUCAAAGGGACUUGCUUCAAGGGGAUGGAAACCCACUUGGAAAUGGAAAGAGUCUGUCAUCUUUUAAUAACUGAUCUUGAGUACCAUCGCCAUUUUUGAUUUGUUCCGUGUCAGCAUGAUAAUAACCAAUGUGUAAAGCUUUCAUUGACGAUUCAGUGUCAGAGGUGAAAUUUGCAGUUUGAACUUAAAGGGGUAGUUACAGAGUAAUUUGAUGCCUGCCUUCCUAAGUGGUAACAUUACCAGUUCCAAGCCGGUAUCCAUUUUAACAAGGAAUCAACUAGCCUAUGGCUUCUCAGAUCACAUAAAAUUUCAAUUAUGACCUGAAAGGUGACCAACCAAAUGGCGUUAGUGCCUACAUUUUCAUUUACAAGAAGACAGGUGGACGGAGAAUUUACAACCGUGAUUUCUUUCAUUUCUCUUUUCCAAAUAAAGGUGAAAAUGAAGUUGUCAGAGUUCAGUUAUAGAGUAUGCGAGAGUGUGACGUGCGUGCGGCCUUGUUAAACUUUCCUUAUACUCUUUUGGCUUCGGUUUUAGAAGGUAGGUCUAGAUAAAAGAGUGAAAGUCGUCAAGUGUGUCCAUUAAGCGCUUUGGAAGAAGAAGAUGGAGUGUGGAUCGCUGUGUCCUGGUGGCUCUAGCAGGAUGUUCCCAGAGCUUCUGAGAGCACUCCUAGGAAUCCACGCUGGUACCCAGGCAAGUUUUGUUGAGAGUGAUCUCUGGAUGUAACCAUUAAAAUUGAAUGGUAGAAAGGUUGCAUUCACCGGCCAGACAACCAGAACUAACAUGUUGAAAAAUGCUGGUUUUCUAAACCUACACCCUCCUGUGAAAUGUACCGUGAGCUGGUUAACUGUGGGGACACAGGAACAAUAACAGUCCUCCCUAAUAAGGCUCAGGAGUAUGUAUGGCCAUAAUAGUGUUGGGUACCAGGAUAGAAGAUUUCCAACAAGGUACAGAGCCAAAAGAACCUGUCCAUCUCAUGUUAGGAACACUUAAGUAUUUUCACAAAGUAGCCAGGUAAACUUAAUUUCUGCUAUUCCAUAAUUAUGGCAGUGCACAUGUCCCCUUAUAAAGGACAAGACCUGGCUAAUGAGGGAAGAUGGAGGUCAUACAGGAAGCUCCAUUUCAAGACUGGCUCUCUCUAAGAAAACCUUAGCUCUGGUGGUUUUCCUUGAUUAGUGAUCCUGUAAUGCUCCGUACAUCAAGAGCUUCUGGUGAAUUAUAAAACAAGAGAUUAUAAAUCGCUCUUACUUAUUACACAUAAAGUAUUUAGUUAUCCCUCUGUUAAUAACAAUGAGAUUCAGGGUUCCCUUGGCCUUCCUCAUCUUCCUAUUGUGAGUCGGUCACAACAGGUCUGUGUUCAAAUGCACACAAUCCAGCUCAGCCAGCAUCAUCCUUCUCGCAACACAGUUUGGACCUUAAUUCCAUCAGUCCGUCACCUGAUCUGUGCACCUAUUCCGAGACUCCUAAGUCUGUGCAAGUAAUUUUCAGAACAACAGAAGAGAAUAAAAGGACAGUUAUGCAAUUUU